Molecule: messenger RNA, 1221 nt
Organism: Pseudophryne corroboree (corroboree frog)
Lineage: Eukaryota; Metazoa; Chordata; Amphibia; Anura; Myobatrachidae
Gene: C11H11orf98
Product: chromosome 11 C11orf98 homolog
Exons: 4
Coding region: 86-508 (140 amino acids)
Source: RefSeq, a predicted model, not a curated record
ACUUCAGAGCGAGGCUUGAAAGUGGAACGCAGAACGCGGGGAAGGCGGAAGCUGCUCGUAUACUACGGACGCAUGUGAUUGCAGCAUGGCUCCUGGAGGAAAGAUUAACCGGCCAAAAACGGACUUGCAAAAAAAUCUCUUUAAACGCCGCCGUGUGAUUAGUCGGGAGAAACGCAAGAAACACAAAAUAACUGGCGCCAUCGUGGACAAAGGAUUAAUAACUAUUCAUCACCUGAAGAAGAGAAGUUCCAGUGCAAGAGCAAAUAUCACACUUUCUGGGAAAAAGAAGAGAAAACUGGUGAAGCAGCUCCAGCAUAUCCAAAAAGAAAAGGAUCAAAUGGACGUGGCACCUAGAGUACAACCCAAAAAAACUUCUGUCGCUGCUAUGGAAGUUGAAAGCAACACCAUAAAAAGAAAAUCCAAGAAAACUCCGAAGGAUGUGGAGAUGGAGGAGGUGAUGACCGAGACUGGCAUCGGGGGCGACUCUGUUAUCCCGGAGUCAAAUUGAUGCUGGAAAAAAUGAAUGCAGAUGUUAACAUUGAAGAUGCAACGUGGUUCUACCCCAUCUCGUGAACAAUUUAAUCGUAGUGUAGUACAAUUGGAAACAAAGAGAGUGUUAUUGGUGUUUAUCUGAUGCGGUCAGGUUACCUACCACUUCUAAAAGUGCCUUAUUCUCUCUUCAAUAAAUGUUGUAGACAGCAGCCUCUUCCUUAUGAUUUUGGGUCCAUAUGAUCUUGUGUUUCUUAUACGCCACACAGUCUCCAUGAACUGGCUGGUAUACACAAUCCUUGUUGAUGUGUACUAACUACAUAGAAGGUUCCUUCCAACUGGCAUCUGUACAUAAUGCAUGGUCCGCACAGAAACUGCAGGAGCGGCAGUAGCUGCUAUCUCAAUAGUUGCUUGCCUUAUAAAUGGACUGUUAGCACUGUGUUAAUGUUAAAUGUUUGUUUUAAAAUGUGGGGAUUUUUUUUUAUUUCUUUGCUAAAAAAAAAACUAAUUCUGAUGAAUAGUAUGUAUGCAUUGUAUUAAUGUAAUCCAGUAUCAAGGAGAAUUUACUUUGUACCCUGCAUGUAGAAAUAAAUCCUGACACUUUUACUUUGACCACAAUUUACUGAUGAGACUGCAAGGCUUUACAUUAUGCACAGCGCUAUAGGGUAUUUUUAGAAUAGUAUACAUUUCAAUAAAUCUGUAUGCUGAAAUUAUAAAGAUAUUUGCAGCUUA